GGGAUUCUUCAAGGAUAAGCUAAUUCAUUAUAUAAUGAAUGAUGUAUGGGUAAUAGUAAUAAAAGUGUUAACAGCAAUAAUAGUGUCCAUUAGUUUUGUGCUGUGGGAGAAGUCACAGAGGAGCAGCCUUCGGAGUUUCUGUUUAAUGUUGAUUCAGUGCAAGAUUUGAAUGGAGAAGUUUGAUGAAAAUAACCUUCUGUGGAAUAAUAAACAAAACUACAUUUAAUGGAUGCUUUUUUAUUUUCUCAGUAUCCAUCUGCAAGCAUUAUUGGUUGUUUAUAUUCCUCUUCAUCAAUGCAUAUCUUAUAUAUAGGGACUAUAAUUUCUUAAGUCAGGCUCGUGCAUCUUGCUCAUUGUAUCACUCCUGCAAGGUACUUCUACGUGACCCAGAGCUGUAUUGGAAAGCACUACUAAGGUGAAAGUGUGCAAAACAUGCUUGCAGGCAUGUCUAUGAGGGCUGGAGCUUCCUGUGUCCCUUGAAUACUGAGAUUCACCUGCACUAACUUAUCUCCUGGAGAUAAAACUCUUAAGGAAAAUACCAAGUGUCAUAAAGCUGACUUGUAAAAGUAUUCUUAAAAGUGAUAGCAUUAUAGGUGCCUUUAAAAUCAAUGUCUUCUUUUAGAAAUGUACUGAGUUUUCAGCUUGGCCCCUUAAAAGUAGCUCUCAGAGCUGAGGAUAUUUAUCCUGUUCCAUUUCUUGAAUGGGAUGCAGCUGUUGAAUUCUUCAGAUCUGAGUAAAGUCUUUAAAGGCUUUAUUUAUAUUGUUUUUUUUUUUCUGUUCUCCUCUGGUUCUGAACAAAUAGCCACAACUUCAGUUGAUGGAAAUUAUCCUACUGUAGCAUCCCCCCAGUGCAAACAGCUCUCGUAGCUGGUCCCUGGGGAUUCGGGGAACAAAGAGUACCUCUAAAGCAAUCAACUAAAAUUCAUCCGCAGCCCGUUAGGAGCUCCUUGCAGUGAUACUGAAGUGUAGGAAGCUCUAUAAUCCUUUGUAUUUCAAAAUGCAGGCUUAUGGCUUGAGUUUCCCUUGAAUAAACCUUACUAUUAUUAAUGAGGUGUGUAAAAUAUUCUCCUUUGGUUCACUAAUGGGCAUAAUGUGGAUAAGAACUUUUUAGCCCCGGUAAAUCUCAAAAUGAAUUUUGCCUUUAUCUAAACAGAAAUCUUUGAUGGCAGGCUGAAAUGCUGAUAUUUUGAUGUUAGUGUAGCACGAUAAAAGUUUCAAAGCUGUGGAUCAGAUAUGCUGUGCUGCUCUGUGUAUGUAGGAUGAGGAACUCUUUGUAUUGCAAUAAUGUGGGACCCGGCAACAAAUCUAAUUUUUCAUGCAGUUGUUGAUUUUACAAGGAUAUUGCAGUGAAAGCUCUUUAACUUCCUGUGUUUGCAUGCCUUUUGUAGCAGGAGCCUCGUCCUGUCUCUUAAAACCCAAACUGAUGGAUCCUUCAUUUUUUCAAAGCGCUUUCCUCACUCUAUAAUGAAACGUCAAACCUGAAAGAGGUUUGUGUGGAUCCUUCAACUGACUAAUGUGUAUUUAAAUUACAGGAUUAAUAAGGUUGAUAAGAGGAGGUGAACAGCUGCUGUGGCCACUCAACACGGGCAGAUUAAAAUAAUUGGGCUGGGGACGUCUGUUAGAUUGCCAUUAAAAAACUUAAAUAGGAGCAGAGAGCGUUUGGCAGUCCUCAACAAAAGCUUAUGAGGGGAGAGAGGAGAGUGGGUAAGGAGAGAUGUUGUUCAUUCAUCUAAAAAUAGGCCUUCAGUCUGCCUCUGAGCUUGUUUGUUUGUCUUUCAUUUGGGGACUGUAGGUGGAGACCUGCCUUUUCAGAGCUUGAGGACCAGGCCCUUCGCUAUAAGCUUCAUUGAUGCCCUGAUUUCAGAAGCAGGCUCUGGGGCUGUGUCCGUGUUGGUGUAGUUUGGUGUAUGGCAGCUGCUGACAGCCUCCCUGGAAGCCCCACCUGUGGUGAGGGCUGAAAGAGGCCUUUGCUGUGCCCUCUUCUCACCGAGGGCUCUUUCAAGACUUAGUGUGUCAUUAUCCAAAAUGUGGUUGGAAUCCAUAGUUCUGUGUAUGUGCUGCUUUUGCCAACAGGAGAUGUAAACAUGUCCAAAGAAGGGAGUUUCCCUUGUGAUUCGACCAUGAGCAGCCGACGGCCUGCAACUGCCCCUCUGCCCAACGCCGCUGCUCAUAGCGUGUGGGUUGUUAGACCUCUGUCAAGGGAAAAGACACUAUACAGCCUACAUAAAAGCAGAGUUGUAAAGUGUGUUUUUCAUACUCAGAGUAUGUUAGACCGGCUUCAGAAGUCUGAAACAGGGAUAAAACAGAGCACGCUCCUCAUGUGCUGCUCAGAGAUGGCAGCAAUAUGGGCAGGUCCGACCAAACUCCACUACGGUUACUUUGGGGUUGGGAGUGCUCCUCUUCCCCCUCUCCAUCAGUUUACCAGUGUCCCUUCAGCUCCUCACAGCACUUUCUUUUUCUAGAAACAGAGAUGCCGCUUCAAGUUCUCUCUUAAUUUAUCUCACGAUGUAGGCUUUUAUUAGAUCCUAAUAUGACUCGUCAGAGCACUCGUUAUCUCUUCUGGAGUCAUCAGUUCUUGUAAUGGCACUUAAAAGCAUGAGAUGAAAAAAAACAACACAUGAGUUAAUACGUUAAUUGAUUUGUCUUGCUUUCUGCAUUUUAGAGUCUGUGGGAUACAUGCAGACGGUCUCUGGAGCAUAUGGGGUGUUUUGUGGCUAAUGGACCAGACGGCUUGUAUAUAAUUAUAAGUGCCUUGUUUGCAUACGCGCCUUGCUACUGCUUCUCUGUUUUCACAGAUCUUAGGAACACAUCAAGCGUAAAGCUAAGUGAGGUUGUUGUACUUCUGCUACUUAUUUUUCUUUUUGAAUGAACUGUGUCACCAGAGCUUAGUGCAUCUAACCUGCAUGGUUGUGAAUGCCCAGUUUAUCUCUGGGGCUCGCCAAUGUAAUUCAGGGGAAUCCAAGAAAGACUGAAAUAGCAUUUUUUGAUUGCUUUCUUUGAAAAUAGAAAGAUAGAGAGCAUUUUUAUUUAAAAGAGCACUGCCGUGUCCCCUGGAAGCUAUAGUGCAUGUAAUUGAUACCCCAGCUAUUAUGUGAUGAGCCGUAAGGGGCAUUCAUCUCUGGCAGUGCAGUUCUGUCGUCUGAGGUGAGGAAAGGAGUCUGUCAUGAGAACCCUGCUCAGGGUGGGAAAGGUAGCAGAGCAUGCAAAGCACUGGAAUUGCAGCUCCCGUGAGACACACCAACAGGUUUUUGAGUGAAAACAUCUUUAUUAGCUGCGGACUUCUUUGAACUUUUUCACCAAGCCAUCAGUUUUUCCACAGAAAACGUAUUCUUCGUGACUGUUUUUUAAGACAGAAGCCUCAUUUUUCACUGGAGGAAAAAAAAAAAAAAAAAACUAAAUAAAUAAAUAAACAGAGAUUUUUUUGGUCAAUUAUAUUUCUGAAGCUAUUUUUGACAGUCCCGUGAGAUGUUAGUGGCCAGCAUUGGUCACUGUGUAACAAGAGAUCAGCCAGAGGAAUUCUUGGCUGCCUGCUAAUUUAGUUCUCCUAAGCUUACCCCAGAGGGGUAUAGGUUCCCUGGAAUAUUGCAUAAUUAAGAAGCACAUUACAAAUUACAGCCGAUCUGUGAAUGUUGAAUUUACCGUAUCAGAAUCAGUUGAGCGAUUUCUCAAUGAUAGUUUACCCCAAGGUUCGGUUUUAAGUUUUAAGAAGAAUAUUUUCUAGUCCUUCAGGAAGAAAUCGAUCCAAAGUAAACAGAAUAACUUUAUUUUCUUCAAUUUUUUGAUGAUCAAUUAUAUUUUGCAUAGCCUCUCCAUAUACUGUGAACAUUCUGUAUUUAUAACAUUACAUUCCAUCCUGAGUAGCAAUUUUUAUUUAUUUUUUUUAAUAGAAAACUGAGUAUUACUGAAAAGAGUGUUUUGAAAUGGAAGCAGAGCUCAACGUAUAUCACGGGACUCUUCCGUUUCUGAGCAGGAAACCCUUGCUGUCAAUGCAUAGUUGCAAUUCAUGUUAACCAAUAGAUAUCUUAACAAAGUUAAAGGAACAUAACCUUGUCUGGAGCUCAUAAAUGCAAGCGGGCUGACCAAACUUCACUCCCACUUUAUUUUGUCUUCCUGCAGACCGCCAGAAAACGGUGGGGACUUUUAGAUUUCUUGUUCACAGAGCAUGAAAGUGGGAGUUCCUUAUUCAUACGGCUCGAAUGAGUGAGUUUCUGAAUGAGUAUAUCUCCAUUUCUACUUAUGCAAAUAACAUUUUUUUUUUUUUGCUAGAGGAAAUUCAAAGAAUAAUAACAGAGGGCAUAUGGGCUGAAGAAAUUUGGUUUUGAAGAAAGAUGUCAAGUGGCACAAAUGUACAGCAUAAUUUUGAGAUGACCAGCAGGAGGCUGAUCUCUGGCUACAGCAUUUUGAAGAGGAGAGAUUAAAUUUAGCUCCAGUGUCUUUGGUUUGUGUUGAGAUGUAAGCACACCCACUGACAGUGCUUCCCUGAGAAGAUUAUUCAGUAGGACGGCUUUUCUUUGGAAGUCUUGUAUGGUGCCUUGCUCCAUACAACUCUUCCGUUGACACACUGAAAGUGCUGAGGUGUGUGCUUUGACUUCCGUUGGCUUUGGGGUGAUUUCACUUGGAACAGCAUGUCAGGGCGCAGCGUUCGGCUGAAGUCAGUUCCCGUUCAAAGUCUCUCGGAGCUGGAGCGCGCUCGGCUGCAGGAAGUGGCUUUUUAUCAGCUGCAGCAGGAGUAUGACCUGGGAUGUCAGAUUACUAUCCCCAAAGAUGGGCAAAAGAGGAAGAAAUCACUAAGAAAGAAACUGGACUCAUUAGGGAAGGAGAAGAACAAGGACAAAGAGUUUGUUCCCCAGGCUUUUGGAAUGCCCUUGUCACAAGUGAUUGCUAACGACCGGGCCUACAAGCUCAAGCAAGACUCUCAAAGAGAAGAGCAAAGAGAUGUCUCAGAUUUUGUGGCCUUUCUCUUGCCAUUUGGAGCAAAAAGGCAGAACAAAGAACUUUCCAGCAGUAACUCAUCUCUCAGCUCCACCUCAGAAACACCAAACGAAUCCACUUCUCCUAACACGCCAGAGCCGGCACCGCGAGCAAGGAGGCGUGGUGCAAUGUCUGUGGACUCUAUUACUGAUCUUGAUGACAAUCAGUCACGGUUGUUAGAAGCUCUCCAGCUCUCUUUGCCAGCAGAAGCCCAGAGCAAGAAAGAAAAGGCAAGAGAUAAGAAACUAAGCCUGAACCCUAUUUACAGGCAGGUUCCACGGCUUGUAGACAGUUGCUGCCAGCACUUGGAAAAACAUGGUCUCCAGACAGUGGGAAUAUUCAGAGUUGGAAGUUCAAAAAAGAGAGUAAGACAGUUGCGUGAAGAGUUUGACCGGGGCAUAGAUGUUGUGUUAGACGAAGAGCACAGCAUUCACGAUGUUGCUGCUUUGUUAAAGGAAUUUCUACGUGACAUGCCUGACCCACUUCUCACCAGAGAACUUUAUACACCUUUCAUCAACACACUCUUAUUAGAGCCAGAUGAACAGCUAAGCACCUUACAGCUUCUCAUUUAUCUCCUACCUCCCUGUAACUGCGAUACCCUACACCGACUGCUGCAGUUCCUCUCCACCGUGGCUGGCCACGCAGAAGACACCACAGACAAAGACGGCCAAGAAGUUACUGGGAACAAAAUGACAUCGCUUAACCUGGCUACGAUCUUUGGCCCUAACCUGUUGCACAAGCAGAAAUCUACAGACAAAGAAUUCACAGUUCAGAGUUCAGCUCGAGCUGAAGAGAGUACUGCUAUCAUAGCUGUUGUACAAAAGAUGAUUGAAAACUAUGAAGCCCUUUUUAUGGUUUCCCCCGAUCUACAGAAUGAAGUGCUUAUUAGCCUAUUAGAGACCGACCCAGAUGUUGUGGACUAUUUGUUGAGGAGAAAAGCUUCCCAGUCAUCAAGCCCUGAGAUGCUGCGGUCGGAAGGUUCCUACUCCACAGGAGAAAGACACUCUUCCACCGACUCCAACAAAGCUUCAAGCGGAGAUGUCUCCCCGUAUGACAACAACUCCCCCGUACUGUCUGAGCGCUCCCUGAUGGCAACGCAAGAAGAAGUUGCGCACAGCCCAGAUAAGCCGUACAGAGUACCGGAGCAGUACACACUGGGUGGUCAUUUGCAGCCUAAGACAAAGGAGAAUUCUUCUGCAUCACAGGCUGGAAAAGAUGUUUCAGAAGAUCAUUUUGAUAUCUGGGGCACCUGGCAUUCAACGCUGAAAAGUGGCUGCAAGGACACAGGCAUUGCAGGUUCCUACGGAAACAUUUACGAAAGCAGCUUCCUGCGGCCUGGACAGUGCUCUCUUUCACAAGGCAACCUCUCCAUAUAUUCUCCUCGGUGGCAGGGCAGCUCCUCCGAACUGGAUCACGGCAGGCAAGUCAUGCGCAGGAGUCAGACAACUGCCGCCAUUCCCGAGUGCCAGCUCCAGCCUGCCAUGUCUCGGGUAUGCAGUAACCCGCACAUCGAAGCCGGCGGUAGGUGUUUGGACCAGUCACGCUCCAAGUCGGAGCGACACUUGACUUUAAGCAGUGUGGAGGACCUCACUGAGCACGACUCGCAGGCGGGUUGCUCGCAGAGCACGGCCAAGCCCUCCUACAGCAAAGAGAGGCCACCGCCUCCGUACCCUGGGCAGCCCAAAGCAAGCUCUGCGUUGUCGCAGCGAUCGAGCGUUUCUUCAACGUUGCACUCUUUGUGGAGACUUCAGCGCCAUGACAAAAGUGCAGGGACCAGGGCAGCUGGAGGGCCCGCGGCCAAAGCCCCCGAGCAGGCCAUCUCCAGGCAGGAGCGCCCGGCCCCGCACGCCCAAGCAGGUAACAUCUAUUCGACGGCGGCUCACAGUCAGAACAGUAAAAAUGUUUCAGAGCCAGACUGGCACGAUUGGCAAAGAGAGAGGUGGCAAAUUUGGGAGCUUUUAUCAGCUGAUAACCCCGAUGCCCUCCCAGAGACCCUUGUAUGAUCGGACUCCACGGAACUGCCGCUCGUACCUGUGCUCCCUCUCAUAGGAAAACGGUGGUGACAUUGGAAAACUGGGGGGUGCUUGUUUGUUUUCUACCGAAUAAGUUACAUAUAACUUUUUAAAACCUUGUUCACUUUAAUUUCCUAACAGCACUGGCAAGCAGUCUAUUUACAAAUACAGUAUGUUCCUGUUUUUUCAGCAAGCUUGUGAGAAAAGAAGAUGGAAAUGUUAGUCUGAUAACCCUCUAUGCAUACAUACGCUGUUUAUAAGAUAAAACUGUUGCUUCGAUGUGGCUCAAAUGUAUUUAUAUAUCUGCAGUUUGAUGAUUGUAUAUUCUGUAAUGGGUAUUGUAUGAUAAUCAUAUGUUAUGUUUUCAUAUACAGAUGUCAAUCGAUCGUGACUGCUUCUUUAAAAAUCACUGCACUUACAUUACCGUGCUAUGCAUUGGGAUUCUAUAGGAGGUGCACAAGCUGGUUUCUGUGCUUAGAAAAAAAAACCUAAAGGGGAACGUUGUCCUUCUUUUCACUGCCUAUUGAAAAACACUAAAACAGAGUGGAACGUGAAAAGCCAUAUAUUUUAUAAGGGUAGUACUGACUGGGGGGAGGGGGGGUACCAAAUAUAUUCUUUUGUUAUAAAUAUAUUUGCAAGCAAAAUUAAAAUUUGAUACAAGAGAAAUGUUAAAAAUAUAUUUUUUAGAUUCUAAGGAGGUGGUUUGGGGAAUCAAAUAAGAACGAGGCCGUGCCUAAACCAAUGAAAGAUGUAGCGCAAAGGUCUGCCCUACCAGCCUAGAGGAAAAACAUUGUUAUGUAUACAGGAUAUAAUAUAUAUAUUUAUAAAUGUAUGAUUUUAUAUAUUGUUCUAAAACAAUGAACUGGAAUCCAAAUUUUAGAAAACCAAACCCAAUAAGUUGAGUUGUGUAACGAUAGAGAAAGAAUAUGGCUUUUCCUUUAAAGUAACGAGGCUUCAUCAUGAAGAAAGUUAGACAAAGCAGAAAUAGAGACGGGGAUAUUUGCAAAAGGGGGUCACGCCGAAUUUUGGAAGUGAAUAUGCCAUGAGGAGAAGUUCACAGCUGCGUUUCUAUAAGUAUUGUGCCAAAGCCUGGGUCAAUAAGUACUUCUUCGAUAACUCUGUGUUGCGUUGUCAAAUGUCCAUGUUUUAUACACGUUGUUUUCAAAUUGCAGAAGCAUUUCUGGCCAGCAGGUGGCAAUGUACUUCAGUAUUCUAGAGGCAAUUCUGUUAUCACUUGAUAAGGGAAAGUGUAUCAUAUCAGAAUAAUUUUAUAAAACUUAGUAGUCUUAAUUUUAAUGACGUUGAAGACGUAUUCAGUGAUGUUGUCUUUAAGUUCUAUCUUGUGCCAUAAUGAUGGAAUAAAAGGCUGAACAAAA
This is a messenger RNA of Gallus gallus (chicken), 8359 nucleotides long. RefSeq names its product Rho GTPase activating protein 6 (gene ARHGAP6). Bases 4626 to 6974 code for a protein of 782 amino acids. The record is from RefSeq and is a predicted model, not a curated record. Gene Ontology annotation, biological process: signal transduction. Lineage: Eukaryota; Metazoa; Chordata; Aves; Galliformes; Phasianidae. The transcript is spliced from 13 exons.